Penaeus vannamei (Pacific white shrimp) is the source of this 2755-nucleotide messenger RNA. RefSeq lists its product as uncharacterized. The record is from RefSeq and is a predicted model, not a curated record. Lineage: Eukaryota; Metazoa; Arthropoda; Malacostraca; Decapoda; Penaeidae.
AUCUGGACGGGCGACGGAGAGGAUGCUUCGUGCGCGCUGUCGUGUUCAAGGAGCGAUUGUCGCAAGGGUAGCGUGACGCGACGGAAUUUUGCGAAGACGGCGAGACGCGAAGGAAACGCGAUAAGAAGGAUAUUCAAGAAGAACGCGAGGAUUAGCGAGAUACGGAAGGAUACAGGGAUAAAUAUCGUCUUCGGAAGAACAGCCGAGGAUUUCAAUAAAGCAAAAGGAUAUCUGAAACAUAUAGACGAACGAGGAAUUUCACGAAGAUAAAGACAAAAGGAUAAUUAUAAGAAUAACGAGACCAAGAAGAAUAAGAAUAAGGAUAAUAAGGAAGAUAAACACACACAGGGAUAAGAUUGUGAAGUGAAGAAAAGUGGAUUUUUGGCAAAUUCCGAAUCGGUGAUUUUUGUAACGAUGCUCGCCCACGUCCACAUAGACGACACGCCCCUCCACGACGCCCACCACAAGGCCCCGCCCCUCCACGACGCCCACCUCAAGGCCCCGCCCCUAAACGACACCCAUCUCAAGGCCACGCCCCUCCACGAUGCCCCCAUGAAGGCCACUCACCUCAAAGCCACGCCCCUUUUCGAAGCCCAGGCGUACCCUAGAAGCGCCAGCCCGAAAAUCGAGCGCAGAGAAGACCUCGUAGUCCACGGGCAUCCAGGUUUGGUCGCGGCGCCGGGAGAAUGGGUACGCGCCCUUGGAAACAUGGAAAUGUUCAUGCAGAUCGGAGGUGAAUACGGGUCUCUGAACACCGUGCAGGCGCUGUGGCUGUCCUCCACGGCGCCCAUCAGGCCUGAGGACGUUAGGGACGCCGUGAAUGCUGUGGCCGAGAAGAACCACGUGCUGCAGCUGUGCGUGGUCUGGCGCGGGGUGCGGGCCUGGUUCCGGCGCAUGGAGCAGCUGGUCGUGGACUUCGCCGUCGAGAGCCAGGACGCCAUGAGCGCUUUCUACGCGCUCCUGCAGAUGAAGUAUAACUUCGCACAGGGCCCUCUGUGGCGAGCUAGGCUGGUUCCGUCGCUGCAGAAGUCUGCGGACGGGCGCCACGAGGCGGUGCUCAUCGUCAGCGCGCACCACUGCAUCACCGACGGCCUCACCAACAUGCUCAUCUGCCGCGACAUCAUGCACGUGCUGAACGCGACCAUGACGGGUGCCAUGUACGACGUCCCGACGCGCACCGUAAUCCCGGCCAUCUCCGACUCGCUGCACGCCCGCACCGACUGGUGGUACUCGCUGAAGUACUUUUGGAAAAAGUUAUACGGCACCUUCAUCCGCGACUACGGCUCCAAGCUCUACUUCCGAGGCAUCCUCCCUCAGCCCAGCACCGACGAGGCCGCCACGAGGAUCCUGCACGAGCAGCUCACCGCGGACAACACCAAGAAGCUGGUGCAGCGCUGCAGGGAGGCCGGCGUGACCGUGCACUCCUGCGUCUCCGCCAUCGCGUACGUGGCCAUGUUCCGCGUGGCCCAGCAGCGCGUCAAGGGCAAGCUGGACGAGGCCGUCGUAAACCUGUCCAACUGCGUCAACAUGAGGCGCUACUUCAACCCCGCCAACAAGGAGUCCCCGGGCUGCCACAUCGCCCUCGAGGAGAAGGAGUUCCUCGUCCGGAGCAGCGACGGCGCGACGAGGGACAACUUCUGGGCGUUCGCGAAGCGCGUGCACGAGCACCUGCACAAUAGCCUGAACGUCGAGCACUACCCCAUCAAGAACUGCUCCGUGUACAUCCCCUUGGCCUUCAUCAUGUGCGCGAACCACGAGCUCACGCGCCGCGCCCGCAAGAACCUCACGGACUGCCACGUCAUCACCACCAACAUGGGCAACCUGCAGCACCUCCUGCCGAGCCACUACGGCGACGGCCCCGUGGAGAUCUCCAGCCUCCUGCGCUCGGUCUCCAGCGAGCUGGUCGGCCACCCGUGCACCCUCACGUUCCACACGUUCCGCGGCAGGUUCAUGAUUUCCCUCGAUUACUUCACCAACAAGAUGACGGACGACGUCGCCAGCCAGUACUUCUCCAACAUGACGGGCUACAUCAACAACCUCAUCGCCGUGGGAGCCAUCGAGCGACAGGUGGCGUAGUUCCACCCGGUUCUAAGACCCUGCUGAAUCUGGGUCGAGAGAGAGGGAUUAUGAAGGCUAUUAUGCGCUUGUGUGUUGGGCAUUUCGUAGACAUUCGGAUAAUAAUAAAAAAGAAAUCGCUUUAAAGUAUAAUAAACAAAUAAGAAUGCCUCACGGUUCUACACGUGAAGCAAACCAUGAAAUUUGUAUAAAGAGUAAUUGUACGUUUUAUGCAGUAUUUCCAAGUGUGGCAUGUGCACACAUAUAGAUGUACACACACACACACACACACACACACACACAUAUAUAUAUACAUGGGUGUGUGUGUGUGUACAAUCAAUAUUGAACAAAUAGAAAAAUGAAGGGAAGAAGAAGAAAACACGAAUAUGCCGAAAGCCUUUUCACUAUACACUUUCUUCAGAGGAAGCAAUAUAGCUAAAAGACCUUCGCAUAUUCGUGUGUUUUCUUGUUCUUGCUGCACUAUUGCUGCAGCUGCGUUCUCUUCACACACACACACACACACACACACACACACACACACACACACACACACACACACACACACACACACACACACACACACACACACACACACACACACACACAUGGGUAUCGUUAAGGAAUCCUUGCCAAAUAAAAAUUUACGAAGAAACCUUUCAGGUGAAUAUGUAUAACAAAAGACAGUAUUUAGUAAUUUAAA